Saccharomyces kudriavzevii IFO 1802 is the source of this 1026-nucleotide messenger RNA. It is a transcript of the gene GTR2, whose product is annotated as Gtr2p. The transcript has a single exon. Gene Ontology annotation, cellular component: fungal-type vacuole membrane; nucleus; Gtr1-Gtr2 GTPase complex. Gene Ontology annotation, biological process: regulation of autophagy; cellular response to starvation; positive regulation of TOR signaling. Gene Ontology annotation, molecular function: GTP binding; GTPase activity. The coding region runs from base 1 to 1026 and encodes 341 amino acids. NCBI's taxonomy places the organism in Eukaryota, Fungi, Ascomycota, Saccharomycetes, Saccharomycetales, Saccharomycetaceae. The record is from RefSeq and is a predicted model, not a curated record.
AUGAGUUUAGAGGCCGUGGAUUCUAAGGCGAUGGUCCUACUGAUGGGUGUAAGAAGAUGUGGAAAAUCAUCCAUUUGUAAAGUUGUUUUUCACAACAUGCAGCCCUUGGAUACACUGUAUCUAGAGUCAACAUCAAAUCCUUCUCUCGAGCACUUUUCUACUCUCAUUGACUUGGCAGUGAUGGAGCUUCCAGGACAGUUGAACUAUUUUGAACCAAGCUAUGAUUCUGAAAGGUUAUUCAAGAGCGUUGGGGCAUUGGUUUAUGUCAUUGAUUCGCAAGAUGAAUAUAUAAAUGCGAUCACAAACCUAGCGAUGAUCAUUGAGUAUGCAUAUAAGGUUAAUCCUUCCAUCAAUAUUGAGGUUUUGAUUCACAAAGUUGAUGGUCUAAGUGAAGAUUUCAAAGUUGACGCUCAGCGUGACAUAAUGCAACGGACUGGUGAAGAAUUGUUAGAACUGGGAUUAGAUGGAGUUCAGGUUUCAUUCUACCUAACAUCAAUUUUUGAUCACUCGAUAUACGAGGCAUUUUCAAGGAUUGUCCAAAAGCUAAUACCAGAGUUGUCUUUUCUGGAAAAUAUGCUAGAUAAUUUGAUUCAACAUUCAAAAAUUGAAAAGGCCUUUUUAUUUGAUGUUAAUUCCAAAAUUUAUGUUUCCACAGAUUCAAACCCCGUUGAUAUACAAAUGUAUGAAGUGUGCUCCGAAUUUAUAGAUGUGACAAUUGAUUUAUUUGACUUAUACAAGGCGCCGGUUCUGCGGAAUAGCCAGAAGAACUCAGAUGAAAACAAUGCGAUAAAUCCCCGUAAUGAACUACAAAAUGUCUCACAACUGGCUAAUGAUGUAAUUAUUUAUUUGAGGCAAAUGAUUAGGGGAUUAGCUUUGGUCGCUAUCAUAAGACCUAAUGGUACAGACAUGGAAAGCUGCUUGACGGUUGCGGAUUAUAAUAUUGAUAUUUUCAAGAAGGGUUUGGAGGAUAUUUGGGCAAAUGCAAGGGCUAGUCGAGCCAAAAAUAAUACUGAGGACGAUAUGUGA